AGAUGACGCUAGUGGUUUUCAAAGGUCAAGGAUACAUUUAAGAAAAUAUUGUGCACGUGCCAAUAAAACCUCUUAAUUGUUGUUAUUUUAUAAAUUUUAAGUUUAAGAAGUUAGAAAUAUGAAUAAGAUAAGCUUUAAUGCUUUGAAGCAUGCUUAUAGAUUAAGACAUAGAAAUCUGAAAAGGGUUCAGGAACGUCUUCCUACCGGCUAUCGAAUAGGACCCAGAGGUCGAAUUGAUUACCUUAGGAAUAGCGUAACAAACCUCUUUCGAGAAGAAAGAGUCGAAGGUACCUGGGAUUAUCUAGACGAGACAAGGGGAUAUGCUGAACUGAUACUCCAACAGUCUAUAAAAAAUGGCUACGAUCACGAAGUAACCAAGGAAAUGGUUGACUAUUGGAUAGUUGAAAAAGAUAUUAUUCCAAAGCUCUUCGAAGUUCUAGUUCCCCGUUUCGAAGAUUACGAUACAGCUUACACAAAAUUAUAUACUCUCCCUUACGUUUAUCCUGGUGGACCAAAACGAAUGGGUUUACUUGAAUUAAAAGGUAAUUUUUAA
Messenger RNA from Dimorphilus gyrociliatus, 553 nucleotides. The record is from the annotation of a GenBank genome assembly. Lineage: Eukaryota; Metazoa; Annelida; Polychaeta; Dinophilidae.